UCUUCUUCGCCUUCACUCUCACCCUUCUUUGUUAAAUUCUACUCUCACUUUGUAUAUAAGGCUCACUUUCGAAAAUCCACCAUUUCCACACACCUUCAAUCACGUUCAAUUUCCCCCCGCAAUCUCCCAAUCCGCCCGAUGCUUUUGGGCGUCUUUCUGUGGAAAUUUCAGGCCGCAAGGCUAAUCAGUCCUUGCUUUUGUUUUUCUGCAUUUAUUGGUUCGAGUAUCAAGGCCUCUUUGGAGUGAGAGAGGCUGGGGAUCAAAUUCUGCACUGGAUUUUUGUUUCUGAUUUUUGAACUGAUUUUUGGAGAGACAGAGAGAUUAGAGGAAUGGAUAGAGGGAAAUUGGUUGUGGAGAGGGUACAGGGGAAGUCAACUCUAACCCGAUGUUUCUCAAAGUAUCCCUUUAAAUUCAUCAACCCUAACAAGGUUGGUGGUGAUGCUGUGUGGGUUUACACCAUCACCUAUGGCGGAGGCAUUGUUUCUGGGGAUUCCAUUGAUUAUGAUAUUGAGGUGGGGGAUGAUUGUAUGGCAGUGUUGACAACCCAAUCUUCUACCAAGGUUUAUAAAUCCAUAGGAUCAAAAUGUUCUAAGCAAAGUUUGGAGGCGAUUGUUGGAAGCAGUGCACUUUUGGCUCUUAUACCAGAUCCGGUAACUUGUUUUUCCACUGCAAGGUAUUCCCAAAUGCAAGUUUUCAAACUUAUGCCUCAAUCGAGUUUGCUUGUUGUCGAUUGGAUAACAAGUGGCCGUUAUGAGACAGGAGAAAAAUGGGCUUUUUCUCACUAUAAGAGCACCAACUGCAUUCUCUUACAAGGCAACGAGCCUUUAUUUCUUGACACGGUGUUGUUAGAGAAGGGAAGUUGUGGGUUGGAUCAGUUGCAGCACUUCCAUGCAAUAGCCAUGAUAAUUAUUUUGGGGCCUGUGUACCAAUUUUGCAUUGGUUUCAGGCCUAAAUUGAAGCUUAUUCAGGAUCAAAUCCAGAAAGACGUCAAGAAACUAAUGUCUCGGCCUUUAUUUAGCAAAGGUUCUUCGAAAGAAACCAAACCCAGUUUUCUUGCUUCUUGCAGUACCUUUGGCCUAAAGGGGCAAGGCGUCGUUGUUAGGGUUGCAUCCACAACCACUGAAUCGAUCUACAACUUCUUGCAGCAACAAUUGGCCGGUAUGGAGAUAUUGCUCGGUGCUCCUCCCUAUCAAUAGAUAGAUCGUAACCGGAAAUUAUUUGAAAUUCAGGUAUCAUUCUCUCAUAUUUUCUUUCUUAGAGUAGAUGACUAUCGAUGAUGGUAGAGUGAGCCGAGCAUAUCUCGUAUACCUAUUCAAGAUUUUUUACUAGUGUUAAUAUCUAUAUUUUCUACUACUUCCGUUCGCCUCCAAGGGUAGCAUCUGCCUUUUGCGUCAUUGUAUUUAAUAUUAAAAAUAUCAUUAUAUUUGUAUAAUUUUUCUUGUACAAAUGUCCUUCUUAAAAUCAUCUUAUUGUU
Andrographis paniculata is the source of this 1474-nucleotide messenger RNA. RefSeq names its product urease accessory protein D-like. Gene Ontology annotation, molecular function: nickel cation binding. The record is from RefSeq and is a predicted model, not a curated record. Lineage: Eukaryota; Viridiplantae; Streptophyta; Magnoliopsida; Lamiales; Acanthaceae. The coding region runs from base 330 to 1196 and encodes 288 amino acids. The transcript is spliced from 8 exons.